AUGGACAUUGACCUGUUAAAGUCUUCGUCAUCCGAUGAUCAGAUUGAGAUGAUGAUGAUGAUGCAGAUGGACAAGCUCCCCGACUUCUGCGGAGUACCCUACAGCGACGUCUCCGACCUGCCACCAAUAGAUUUUAGUCCCGGUGGAAGCGGCGGCGGCCACAACAACAACCUUGGCGCCACGCCGCAAAUUAUCGAUAAUUCAACUACCGUUGCUUCAUCAACAUUCAUGAACCUACCAUGUACCAUAUCAUUCGGCGGCAUAGCCCCGGUUCAGGAGCCGGCGGCGGUGGUGCCACCUUAUAUGUCCAGCGGCGGGAGGUGGAGGAAUGGGGAAUUAUCAUCGGGUGCAAGUUGUGGUGGUGGUGGUGUUGGUGGUGCAUCUUUUCCUACGCAGUCACAGAAGCGGAACUCGAUGGCGGCGAUGAGGGAGAUGAUAUUCCGGAUAGCGGCCAUGCAGCCGAUCCACAUCGACCCGGAAUCGGUGAAGCCGCCCAAGCGGAGGAACGUGAAGAUAUCCAAGGAUCCGCAGAGCGUGGCGGCGCGUCACCGAAGGGAGAGGAUCAGCGAGAGAAUUAGGAUACUUCAGAGACUCGUCCCCGGAGGCACCAAAAUGGACACCGCCUCCAUGUUGGACGAAGCAAUUCACUAUGUUAAAUUCUUGAAGACGCAAGUGCAGUCGCUGGAGCGAGCCGCCGCUAAUAGGCCGCCGCCGACCGGGAUGGGGUUUCCGGUGGCCAUGUCGAGCGGGAGUUAUCUACCGAUGAUGCCUAAGGCUUAUCAACCAGCUCAAAAUGCUCAGCAUUAUGGAGAUACUUAG
Molecule: messenger RNA, 819 nt
Organism: Cornus florida
Lineage: Eukaryota; Viridiplantae; Streptophyta; Magnoliopsida; Cornales; Cornaceae
Product: transcription factor HEC1-like
Exons: 1
Coding region: 1-819 (272 amino acids)
Biological process (GO): regulation of DNA-templated transcription
Molecular function (GO): DNA-binding transcription factor activity; protein dimerization activity
Source: RefSeq, a predicted model, not a curated record